Molecule: messenger RNA, 2295 nt
Organism: Prunus dulcis (almond)
Lineage: Eukaryota; Viridiplantae; Streptophyta; Magnoliopsida; Rosales; Rosaceae
Product: receptor-like protein 4
Exons: 9
Coding region: 200-2122 (640 amino acids)
Molecular function (GO): protein binding
Source: RefSeq, a predicted model, not a curated record
AUCAAGAGAAAAAAGGAAAUUAGAUACCAACUCCAACUGUAAUUCAGCACUAGCGACUAGUUGCAUACACGUCCAAUCCAAUUUUACUCUCUUUCGCUCUCUCUGUCUUUCUCUCUCCUUCUGUGUUGAAUUGGAAAGCAAAUACAGAACAUAUGAGAAUGAGAUUUUGUAUAGUGGAGAAAGAAAAGGCGAACGGCACAUGCGCGUAGCGUGUUUCACAGCUAAAACAAUGCUUAGGUUUAUUCUUCGUCUUCUUCUUCUGCCAUGGCUUCUUCUCCUGCUCAGCUCAGUCUUCUCUUUGACUUCGGCUAAACCUGCACCAUUUGCUAUGCGCAUAAGCUGUGGAGCUCGUCAGAAUGUGCAUACAAAGCCAACCAAUACACUAUGGUUUAAGGAUUUUGCAUAUACAGGAGGCAUACCUUUUAAUGCAACACACCCAAGUUAUAUCAGUCCUCCACUUCAGUCACUUCGGUAUUUUCCCCUGUCUGAAGGCCCUGAAAAUUGUUACAUCAUCAAUAGAGUUCCCCGGGGACACUACUCAGUAAGGAUCUUCUUUGGAUUGCUUGCACAACAGAACUAUGACAGUGAACCUUUAUUUGAUAUUUCUGUCGAAGGCACUCAGGUUACUUCAUUAAAAUCUGGUUGGAGUAGCCACGAUGAUGAAACAUUUGCUGAAGCACUAGUGUUUCUUAAAGAUAGCUCUGUGUCUAUCUGCUUCCAUAGCACUGGUCAUGGGGAUCCAGCAAUUCUUUCCCUUGAAAUUCUCCAAGUUGAUGAUAAAGCAUACCAACUUAGCCAGCAAUCAGGUCAAGGAAUAAUCCUUAGAACAGUAACAAGAUUGAGCUGUGGUACUGGGAAGCCAAAGUUUGAUGUAGAUUAUGGCGGGGAUCAUUGGGGCGGGGACAGAUUUUGGAAUUACAUAAAGACCUUUGGUCAGAGUACUGAUACAGCCCGAUCUACUGAAGGCAGCAUUAAGCAGGCUUCAAAUCCACCAAACUUUUAUCCAGCAGCUCUUUAUAAAAAUGCAAUUGUUGGUACUGCUAGUCAGCUCGAUUUAGAAUAUACAAUGGAUGUGGAUCCCAAUAGAAACUACUCAAUUUGGUUACACUUUGCUGAGAUUGAUUCUGCAGUCACUCGUGUAGGGCAAAGGGUAUUUGAUAUCCUGAUAAAUGGUAACACUGAAUUUCAAGAUGUGGAUGUUAUCAAAAUGAGUGGGGACCGUUAUGCUGCUCUUGUACUUAACAAAACUGUCGCUGUAAGCGGGAGGACUUUAACAAUAACCUUGCACCCUAAAGGAGGUGAUCAUGCCAUAAUCAAUGCCAUUGAGAUCUUUGAGGUUAUAAUGGCCGAGUCAAAAACUGUACCAGAAGAAGUUAAGGCGUUACAGACAUUAAAGAAAACAUUGGGGCUUCCUGUUCGGUUGGGGUGGAAUGGUGAUCCAUGUGUUCCUCAACAACAUCCAUGGAGUGGAGCAGAUUGCCAAUUUGAUAGAACUAGCAGCAAAUGGGUCAUUGACGGACUGGGUCUUGACAAUCAAGGUCUGAAGGGAUUUUUGCCAGAUGGCAUAUCAAAAUUACAUCAUCUUCAGAGCCUAAAUUUGAGCGGAAAUAACAUUCAUGGAACAAUUCCAUCCUCCCUUGGAACAAUAACAAGCUUAGAAGUACUGGACCUCUCCUUAAAUUCCUUCAAUGGAUCAAUUCCUGAAUCCCUCGGACAGUUGACAUCAUUACAAAGACUUAAUCUCAAUAGCAAUUCUCUGUCCGGAAGGGUCCCAGCUGCUCUAGGAGGAAGGCUUUUACACAGAGCUAGCUUCAACUUCACUGACAAUCAUGGUCUUUGUGGUAUACCUGGACUGCCUACAUGCGGGCCACACCUUACUGCUGCGGCAAAGAUUGGAAUUGCAUUUGGUGCGUUGUUGUUGUUCCUACUUCUUGUCAUCUGUUCAAUAUGCUGUUGGAAAAGGCGGCAGAAUAUCCUCCGAACGCAGCAACUUGCUGCAAGAGAAGCUCCAUAUGCAAAGGCGAGGACCCAUUUAUCACAAAACAUUCAGAUGAGCCGGCAGCAUAAUCAUCAUGCCCAAUCUCGAACGGCAGCUGAGACUGGGCCCAUCUUGCUUUCAUGAUCAGACAACUUUCAGCCCAAAGCCCAAUAUAGUUGGAAGUUUGAUCCAAAGCACUUGGUCUCUAGGCAAUACUGCUUGCAUUGGCCCUCUCACUUACACAAGAUCACAUCCCUCAUUGGGUGCCCGUAUAUGCUACAGAGAGAGAAAGAAGAAAGAAAAAAAAAAAAAAAAAA